Molecule: messenger RNA, 1431 nt
Organism: Dromiciops gliroides (monito del monte)
Lineage: Eukaryota; Metazoa; Chordata; Mammalia; Microbiotheria; Microbiotheriidae
Product: solute carrier family 2, facilitated glucose transporter member 5-like
Exons: 11
Coding region: 1-1431 (476 amino acids)
Biological process (GO): fructose transmembrane transport
Cellular component (GO): membrane
Molecular function (GO): fructose transmembrane transporter activity
Source: RefSeq, a predicted model, not a curated record
AUGGCAUCACUGGUAGCCGCAUUUGGAUCAUCUUUCCAGUAUGGGUACAAUGUCGCUGUUGUCAACUCCCCCUCAGAGAUCAUGAAACACUUUUACAAUGAAACCUACCAUAAUAGAACCUUGACAUAUAUGAGUGGUCCAAUCGUGACCCUGCUGUGGGGUCUCACCGUGUCUAUGUUUCCUCUGGGAGGCUUAAUUGGGUCACUCAUUGUUGGCCCAAUGGUACAUGAGUUUGGUAGAAAGGGGACCUUGCUGAUCAACAAUAUAUUUUCCAUUAUCCCUGCAACUUUGAUGGGAUGCAGCAAAAAGGCUAAGUCCUUUGAGAUAAUCAUCUUUGCCCGAAUUGUGGUGGGAAUAUGCGCAGGUGUAUCUGCCAAUGUGGUCCCCAUGUAUUUGGGAGAGUUGGCCCCCAGAAACCUGAGAGGGGCAGUUGGUUUGGUCAAUCAACUGUUCAUCACUAUUGGGAUCUUUAUAGCUCAGGUCUUUGGUUUUCGGAGCAUCUUAGCAACGGAAGAAGGAUGGCCGAUUCUCCUCGCCCUGACUGCGAUCCCUGCCGUCUUGCAGGUGCUUUUGCUGCCCUUCUUCCCAGAGAGCCCCCGUUAUAUCCUGAUCCAGAAGGGAGAGGAAGAAGGGGCCCGAAGAGCUUUAAUGACACUGAGAAACACUGAUAAUAUCGAGGCUGAAGUGGAGGAGAUCCGUAUGGAGCAUGAGAUGGAGAAGGCUAGUGGCACAGUGUCUGUGUGGAGACUCUUCGGCAUGAAGAACCUCCGAUGGCAGCUCAUUUCCAUUAUAGUCUUAAUGGCUGGCCAGCAGCUUUCAGGAGUCAAUGCGGUUUACUACUAUGCAGACCAGAUCUACAGGGCAGCAGGAGUGGCUGAAAAUAAUGUCCAGUAUGUCACAGCGGGGACAGGUGCAGUCAAUGUCGUGAUGACCGUCUUAGCUGUAUUCAUUGUGGAGCUCUUAGGGAGGAGGAUGCUCCUCCUGAUUGGCUUCAGUGUCUGCUGCCUGGCCUGCAUCGUGUUAACAGCAGCCCUUUCACUCCAGAACACUGUGGUUGGGAUGCCUUUCCUCAGCAUCGUUUGUGUGAUCACCUAUGUUAUAGGGCAUGCUAUUGGGCCUAGUCCCAUUCCUUCGCUGAUUAGCGCUGAAAUCUUUCUUCAGUCCUCCCGGUCAGCUGCAUUCAUGAUCGGAGGCACUGUCCAUUGGCUGUCCAACUUCAGCGUGGGACUGCUCUUCCCUUUCAUUCAAAAAGGUCUUGGUACCUUCAGCUUCAUUAUCUUUGCUGUGGUAUGUAUCCUUACUGCAUUGUAUACCUACUUCAUCAUCCCAGAGACCAAGGGUAAGACAUUUAUUGAAAUCAACCAGAUUUUUGCCAAGAUCAAUAACAUGUCAGAAGUUCAGCCAGAGAAAGAGGAAUCUUCCAACUUCUAG